Acanthocheilonema viteae is the source of this 492-nucleotide messenger RNA. The record is from the annotation of a GenBank genome assembly. NCBI's taxonomy places the organism in Eukaryota, Metazoa, Nematoda, Chromadorea, Rhabditida, Onchocercidae.
AUGAAAAAUGAUGGCCCGUCGAAUAUUCCAGGUUACCAAGAUCGUAGUAAUUACAAUCGAAAAGAACUUGGUUUUGUUGAAGCUGUUCCAUCUAUUAUUGAUGAUGAAUUUUCUGAUUCCAGUGAAGAUGAUGUUCCGGAUAUGUUUUUAAUAAAGAGACGAAAAUCAGUAUCCUUAUCUCGUAGUAAAUCGUUUCCUUUUUCAGAUCAUAAAUAUGUAUUACAAGCUGAAACAGAUGUGGAUAAUGGAAUUGGAAAAAAGGAUGAUCUGAAACCUUGUCACAAUUCAGUGAAUUUUGAUGAGUUUUCUGAUUUUAGUGAUGAAUUCGAGAAUGAAAGUCUGUCCAAGACUAAUACACCGAAAGCAAACAUAGAGCAUCAAUUUUCGAGCACUGUUGAUGACGAAUUUUCAUCAUCCGAUGAAACUGCCUUUUCACCAACUAAUGAUACUGAUUUUCCGCUAUCCAGGAAAGAGCUGAUACAAUAUCAAUAA